GGCGAGAUCUACUUGUUCAAGGGGGUGAACUCGUAUACCCAAAACACCAUGUCCAUGCACAGCAGUACCGGCUGCUGGAUGGAUGAGAGAAAUGUCAACGGCGCGAACCUGAAUGUCGCCGCCUCCGAGGGCGGCACCAACUGCGAUCCGAAUGUCAACUACCAGUCCUGUGGUGCCUCGGUAAACAGCAAGACUAGCUUCGGCCAGGCGGCGAACGAUGUUAAUGGGGCCACGUAUGGGCCCGAACUCACUGCGGACGGUAUCAAGAUGUGGUGGAACACCGACCACGGACAAGUGGGUGUGUCAUUUUUUUUUCCUUCCUGGUUGUCAUGGGGUUAG
Messenger RNA from Guyanagaster necrorhizus, 339 nucleotides. RefSeq lists its product as uncharacterized. The record is from RefSeq and is a predicted model, not a curated record. The transcript has a single exon. Lineage: Eukaryota; Fungi; Basidiomycota; Agaricomycetes; Agaricales; Physalacriaceae. The annotation marks the transcript as partial.